CCGUAACUUUGUGAAGUCUCCCACGAGAUGUUACCAGUUUUCACUGUGAAAAACCUGACGUGGCACGACGCUAGUGAUGCAUGCCAGAAGAUGUCGGCAGAUCUUGUGUCUUUCAACACCCCUGAGGAAUACCAGUUCCUUCAAAAGCACGCUCCUGCUGAUACAAUAUCGUGGUUCUGGGCGGGAGGCUACUACCACAACACCUGGCAGUGGGUGGACGGGACUACUGCCACCAAUAUACAAUGGUAUACAGGCUUUCCUAAGCACGCUCCCAACGACACCGACUACCGCUUGGCUAUUAACAACAAGACGCCAGAGAGGUUCACCUUAUACGAAGCUCUCAGAACCAGCGAGAAACCGUUCAUCUGUGAAAGGCCACAUCUGUCUGCCUAAUAUGUUCACAUCAGUAAAAGUACAUUUCAUCAA
Messenger RNA from Haliotis rubra (blacklip abalone), 426 nucleotides. Its product is annotated as CD209 antigen-like protein D. Gene Ontology annotation, cellular component: external side of plasma membrane. Gene Ontology annotation, biological process: biological process involved in interspecies interaction between organisms. NCBI's taxonomy places the organism in Eukaryota, Metazoa, Mollusca, Gastropoda, Lepetellida, Haliotidae. The transcript has 2 exons. The record is from RefSeq and is a predicted model, not a curated record. The coding region runs from base 28 to 393 and encodes 121 amino acids. Gene Ontology annotation, molecular function: carbohydrate binding.